AGGUUUCUGCCAGGCACUGAGCUCCAUGAUGACGGAUAAGUGUGCGUUACUCCCCCUGGGUACAGCCAACUCCCGGCACCCCCGUAGCCGAACAGCAGGAAUCCUGGUGCAUCUCUGUGACCUGCUCUCACUGGCACUGAGUAGCAACGGCGCUGAUUCAAGGCCUGGGCUAGAGAGAAGUUGCCCAGACGGAGUGUUUGGCAGUCGCUGCGUGGCAUCCCUGUCCUUGUGUGAUGGGUGGCUCCGUGCCCGCUCCCAGCAGUAUAACAGCACUGGGGCUCUGGGCCCAUUACUGCUGGUUACCCACGGAGACCUACCGGUACUGCAGGCAGAAGCACACAGGCUGUGUUCCCUCAUCACUGAGACUGCCCCCCGAAACCCCCGGCUCCCCCGGCACAUCCAGCAGCUCAGAGAGUCUAUUGAGGUCCUCUCAUGCACUCUCCCACGCACCCUGGGUGCUCUCUGUGCUCGGAUGGCACGGGACUUGUUUCACAAUCUGAUGCCCACGGGCAGAUACUGGCGAGGGAACGUCUCACAAGGUAGUAACGUGACCCCCAGUGAGUACAUUCUCUCAUCAGCCAAUUAUCUGCUUGUGCCAGUUGUGGGCGGGGCCUCCCACUUGCCCCAGGAAAGCCAGGUGGCGGCUCUUUCUGCAGCACUUGGGGCAUUUUUGGGGGCUUGGAUGGAGCAUAUCCUGCAGGAACGGCUCAGGUUCAGCCUGCAGGGGGCCCUCCAGCUGAGAUGUGACUGUGAGAGUGUUCGGGGGCUGUUGCAGUCUCCAGACUCGGGCCUUUCCGCGGAUGUGAGUGAGACCCUCCUGGCGCUGCCGGUGUUCCAGCAGUUGGAUAACGCCGUUACCUGUCUCCUCCAGCAGCCCCCCCGUAAGGCCCCCCUGCGCUCCUGUGCCUGCCCCCUGCUGUUCUGCUGCCCCCCACUCUGCAGAGCGGCGGUGGAGAGCGUGUCGGACAGCCUGCAGAGCCUGGACAGCCUGGAGCGCAGAGCGUGGGAGAGACGCCAGUCGGGGGCUGAGGUUCCGCGCCAGGGGCACCACCCUUACCUGCUGCACAACCAGCGCCAGUGGCUCGCCCUGCGGGUGCACAGAGGUUGGGGGGCCCUGCGGGUUCCCUGGGACGGACCUUGAUGUGCGACCCGCCUGUAACGGCAGCACCCAGGGGGCACGGCGCUAUGGUGGGUGCCAUACUGCCCCCCCGUCUCCCAGGCAACCACCAGUCUGUUUUUAUUAUGGACUUUCUUACUGGGCGGAGCUUAUUUUUAUUUAUUGGAGAUUUCAGCUUAAAUGUCUGUAUUUUAAUAAUUACACAUUUUUUUAUGAA
Xenopus tropicalis (tropical clawed frog) is the source of this 1334-nucleotide messenger RNA. RefSeq names its product coiled-coil domain containing 142 (gene ccdc142). The record is from RefSeq and is marked provisional. NCBI's taxonomy places the organism in Eukaryota, Metazoa, Chordata, Amphibia, Anura, Pipidae.